UUUUCAUUUAGUUUCGUUUUCACUAUAUCGGGCAUAAUUAAUUUGAUAUUUUUGUUAUACUCAUAAAAAUGAGUUUAAUUUAUAUGAACAAAAUGUUUAGAUUAUUUGAUUACUCGAAGAUAAAAUAUCGAUUUUUAUGAUUAUAAAUCGAAAUGAAAAUUGAUUUCUAAUAAAAAGUACAUUAUUGUAUAUACAUAUUAUUAUAUAUUUUGUGACAUACGAAGAGUUUUACAGUUAAUUACAAUGUUGUCGCGAAAAAAUAAAGACUUAAGAACAAUAAAAGAAGGAGUUGUGGGCAAAUAUAUUAAGAAAGAGACACCGCCUGAGAUGCCAAUUAUCAAUGUAUGGACGACAGAACCAAACAGAAGAGUAAGACGACGAAAUCAUCCUACAAUACCAUCAUCGAUGUCUAUUCCACAACAACCAAGUAUAGUACAAAAAUUUGGAAAUACAAAAACUACAAUGAGCGCUGUUGGAUUAGGUAGCCACGAAGGAAAAUAUACUCCAAAUAGUUCAGUCCCAGACUUAGCGCAAAGAUUUGCAGGUCUCUCUGUUAAUACUGGAUUAAAUGAAGGUAUGUCUUCUCGUACUGCUACACCAUUAUAUCAUUCAGGAUUAUCACCUGCUGUAUCACAUACUUAUGUCAAUCAAUAUGCUGGGUCUGAAUAUCAUCUGGACCGUGUUCAGACUCCACAAGUGCCUUAUUUACCAUUUGAUGUAGAUACAGGUUAUGAAGAAUAUAAUCAGUCAGUAUAUCGUCAAAAUGCCGGAUAUAGUAGAUGUCAGUCAGAAAGAUCAAGUUCUAGAAGCGAACAACAAGAAGAAUUACCUUUACCGCCUGGUUGGUCGGUAGAUUUUACACUUAGAGGUAGAAAGUAUUAUAUAGAUCAUAAUACAAAAACUACUCAUUGGUCGCAUCCUCUAGAAAAAGAAGGUUUGCCCACUGGCUGGGAAAGAAUAGAAUCACCAGAAUAUGGUGUCUAUUAUGUUAAUCACAUAACAAGACAAGCGCAAUAUGAGCAUCCAUGUUAUCCGCACGAAGUACAAGCUAUAAGAGUAGUAUCACCUCCUAGACAUACACAUUUUCAUUCUCACAGUGUCUUAGUACCAGCGAAUCCGUAUCUUAAUGAAGAAAUUCCUCAUUGGUUGUAUGUGUAUAGUAGAGCAUCCAUUGCAUUAGAUCGUAAAUUACGAUGGGAGCUCUUUCGUUUACCAGAACUUGAUUGUUUCAAUGCAAUGCUGACAAGACUUUACAAACAAGAAUUGGAAGAAGUGGUUAUGAGAUAUGAAGAAUACAGGUCAGCUUUGUUAUGUGAAAUGGAACAAAGAUUGAAAGAUUUAAAUCCUGAAACAGGAAAUUCUUCGUCAGGUGCAAUAGCUUUACGACGAUCUCUUCCUUAAGUUUCAUAUGAUAUGAUUGCAGGCAACUUAUCUAUUGUUAUUGACUGAGUUAUUGGUUCCUUUGUUAAAUUAAUGUGUCAACAAAUAUCCUGAUAUUCUUUAAAUUUGUAAAUAACAAAUAAUACUUAUUAUUUUAA
Molecule: messenger RNA, 1538 nt
Organism: Vespa mandarinia (Asian giant hornet)
Lineage: Eukaryota; Metazoa; Arthropoda; Insecta; Hymenoptera; Vespidae
Product: protein salvador homolog 1
Biological process (GO): hippo signaling; apoptotic process; positive regulation of apoptotic process
Cellular component (GO): cytosol
Molecular function (GO): protein binding; molecular adaptor activity
Source: RefSeq, a predicted model, not a curated record